This is a messenger RNA of Rotaria sp. Silwood2, 525 nucleotides long. The record is from the annotation of a GenBank genome assembly. NCBI's taxonomy places the organism in Eukaryota, Metazoa, Rotifera, Eurotatoria, Philodinida, Philodinidae.
AUGCAAUAUGAAAAUUUUAGUCGACAUCUUCGAGAAAAAUAUUAUACACGUGUACAUAUUGCGGAACAAAUUAUUGAUCAACUCAAAUAUAAUAGUCAACAACGAAUAUUCAUGACAUCUGUACCUAAAUCAAAUAAUAAAAAUAUGAUUAAAGCUCAACAAGAAAUAUCUUUCCCAUUGAUAUCGUAUUUAAAUAAAUUUGAAUGUGAUAAACAAAUUUCAAAUGAGAAUAAUAAACAAUUAGAACCUUAUUUUAAUGAAUGUCUCUUAGCUGCAGAACGUAUUAAAAAUAAUCGACGUUCUGAUCGUGAUCGACAAAUUUGUUAUGAAAAUUUUGUUUUAGCACAAAAAUUAGAACGUAUUAAAAAACAAUCUGGACAAAAUGCGCGAAUGACUUUAGAAAAAGACUAUCAAAAUCAUUGUCGAUUGUUAAUGUCAAAAGCUAAUGAUGGGCAUAACACGAAGAAAUUAAUUAAGAAAAGAUUUACUACGAAACAAUUUCACUUAUCAAAUGAAAAAGGUUGA